Trematosphaeria pertusa is the source of this 852-nucleotide messenger RNA. RefSeq lists its product as uncharacterized. Gene Ontology annotation, cellular component: membrane; endomembrane system. The record is from RefSeq and is a predicted model, not a curated record. Lineage: Eukaryota; Fungi; Ascomycota; Dothideomycetes; Pleosporales; Trematosphaeriaceae. The annotation marks the transcript as partial. The transcript is spliced from 2 exons.
CUCACAAUGGCAGCCCGUUACCGGCGCCCCGCGCCUACCGGAUCCUCUCCCGAAUCCUCCCCCGAGCCCUCCAAACCGCUCAAAGAAGCCGCCGAGUCUUCUCAGCCCGGCCUCUCAAUCCUAGACAUCCUGCGAGUGCUCGGCGGCAUCCUCCUCCUCAGCAGCGGCAUCAGCUACCUCUCCACAAGCGGAGAGUCCAUGACAUGGGGCUACAAUCCCUGGUGGACACGCGCGCGAGAAUGGAAAGCUCUCCUCACCCUCAAUCGCCCCGUCUAUCUCACCGAUGAGGAGCUGCUAGCCUACGACGGCACCGACCCCACCAAACCCAUCUACCUCGCCCUCAACGGCACCAUCUACGACGUCUCCGCCAACCCGCACACCUACGGCCCCGGCGGCUCGUACCACUUCUUCGCCGGCCGCGACGCCGCGCGCGCCUUCCUCACCGGCUGCUUCCAGGAGGACCAGACGCCCGACCUGCGCGGCGUCGAGCAGAUGUUCAUGCCUAUCGACCCGUGGGACAAAAAGCCCGCCGACUCCGACUCCGACUCGCCCGAGGAAGCCGCAAAGAAGAAGGCCAAGGAGGCGGAUAUGAGGAGAAAGGCAGGGAGGCUGACGAAGCAGGAGUUGAAGAAUAGACAUGCGAAGGAGUUGAGGAGCGCGCGGAAGCAGGUCAAGGAGGGGUUGGAGCAUUGGCACGCGCUCUUUCGCGGGGAUAAGGGGAAGCCUUAUAGGAAAGUUGGCGAAGUCAAAAGGGAGAAGGGAUGGUUGGAGAAGUUGCCCAAAAGGCCGCUGUGUGAGCAGGCGCUGAAGAGUCGGCCGGUGAGAAAGUAUGAUGGAGGUGGAGCGGAGUAA